Molecule: messenger RNA, 1581 nt
Organism: Penicillium psychrosexuale
Lineage: Eukaryota; Fungi; Ascomycota; Eurotiomycetes; Eurotiales; Aspergillaceae
Product: putative JmjC domain protein
Exons: 2
Coding region: 1-1581 (526 amino acids)
Source: RefSeq, a predicted model, not a curated record
AUGAAGCUCCAGGCAUGGUCAAUCCGAGUCUGGAUGCGACUCAGUUGUUCAUCCCUCCAUAAUAAACCACGAUCAAGCGUCCGAAACUUCUCCGCUUCUUCACACCCUCAAUACAGACCUGUCAACAUCCUCGAAAAUGCCACCCUGGAGACCUUCCAGCAGCGAUGCUUCCUCCCCGAACAACCAGCAAUCCUCCCGCGCUCUACCUUCCAAGACCUCCCCGCCCUGAAACAGUGGUUCAAACGCGCGAGUCCGGAGUCAACACCGGGCACCUCGAACCCCGGCGCAAGCCUGAAUGUGGAAUAUCUCCGCCAACACGGCGCCGACGCGUUCGUCCCACUCGAGCUCACGGAAUCCACAUCGACUGAUGCUACAUCCAAACCCAACGGUGAGAGAGCAGAAAUUCAUACCUUUCGGCAAUUCCACGCGCCGCUCACGCUGUUCCUCGACUGGAUGCGCACAGCCGAGACAACUCCCCAAUCAACGCGGCUUUACCUAGCACAAUGCCAGCUCCUUGACCUCCCUCUUAUCCUCAGAGAAGAUUUCCCCACGCCGGAGCUCGUGGCGUGCGCGGGAAAGGGCGAUGUAUAUGAUACGAAUGUGUGGAUUGGACACCCGCCCACUUACACGCCGCUUCACCGCGACCCGAACCCGAACUUGUUUGUCCAGCUAGCUGGGGAGAAGGUUGUGCGGCUGCUUGCGCCGGCGGAUGGACAGGCUGUGUUCGGGGCUGUGAGGAGGCAGCUGGGGAAGAGUGGGAGUCGGGAGGCAGCGGCUUUCCGGGGCGAGGAGAUGAUGCAGGGGAGGGAAAGGGCGUUGUUAGAUGAGAUGGUUUGGGGGACUCCGGUGUCCGCUGGUUCGGAUGCUGGGGUUGGCUUUGAAGCGUCUCUUGGGGCUGGUGAUGGGUUGUUCAUUCCCAAGGGGUGGUGGCAUAGUAUUAAGGGUGUUGGUGAAGGUGUUACGGCUUCGGUGAUUUACCGCGCUGCUCUCCUCCACCUAUCCGUCAACCCAUUCGUGCGCGCCACAAUCCCAGCCGGCUCAACUACCUGGACAUCCCUCAACGCGCCAACCACCCAACCACCAAACACCCGACUGUACAGCAUCCUCUUUCCACAGUGCACAACGAGCUUCAAAGCGUCAGACUGCACGCACCAAACCCGCACAAUGUGUGACUCAAGCACAACCUCGAACUCCAACUCCAACUCUGCGGCCGCUGCGUCUUCAAACCCGGCAACACAAAACCAAAAUGCAGACGCCCAAAACCAACAGACCCAAGAACAAGAACAAGAACCUGAAAAGCACCUCUACCUCCCCGCCAGCGACCCCUCAAACCCCAUCGCAAACCAACAAGGCGACGGGAGUAUCAAACUCGACAUGAGCGGAGGCGGGACAGCGGUGAAACUGGAUCAUCUGGGUCCGAUGGUUGUUAACGUGGACGGGACGUUGUCGCAGAUUGGGAAUUGGCAGCAGAUGACGGAGAUUGAGAAGAGUAAUACUCUGCGCGUUCUUGGGAAGCGGAAUCAGAAGCGGUUGGAGGCUUUGAGGGCUAAGGAGGCGGAGGGAGGAUCGGGUGAAGCUUGA